Poecilia latipinna (sailfin molly) is the source of this 1383-nucleotide messenger RNA. RefSeq names its product gastrula zinc finger protein XlCGF8.2DB-like. Gene Ontology annotation, cellular component: nucleus. Gene Ontology annotation, biological process: regulation of transcription by RNA polymerase II. NCBI's taxonomy places the organism in Eukaryota, Metazoa, Chordata, Actinopteri, Cyprinodontiformes, Poeciliidae. The record is from RefSeq and is a predicted model, not a curated record. The transcript is spliced from 2 exons. Bases 23 to 1081 code for a protein of 352 amino acids. Gene Ontology annotation, molecular function: DNA-binding transcription factor activity, RNA polymerase II-specific.
AGAGGAACCAGAACCUCUGCAGAUGAAACUGGAGCAAGAGGAACCAGAACCUCAACAGUUCACAGAGGAAGAGAAGCAACUCUGCAUCAGUCAGGAUAAAGUACAGCUUAUGGUGAAACAGGAGACUGAUGACAUGUUGGUGAACAAACAGAAAGGCAAAACUGAGACUUCAAAACAAAAAAAGCACAAGAAAGCUCACCCAAACCAAAAACUAUAUUCUUGUAAAAUUUGUGACAAAACCUUUUCUCGAAAUAAUACCUUGACAACACACAUGACAACUCACACAGCUAAGAAACCUUUCACAUGUUCAACCUGUGGAAAACAUUACCCUCACAAGAGUACUUUGAUUUAUCACAUGAGAAGUCAUACAGGGGAAAAACCGUACACAUGUACAGCUUGUGGAAAAAGUUUCCAUCGAAUCAGCUCUUUAAACAGACACAUGAAAACACACUCGGGUGAGAGGCCUUACACGUGCACAACCUGUGGAAAAAGUUUUAUGACUAAAUAUCAGUUACUUGAUCACAUGGCAAUUCACACUGGUGAGAAGCCUUUCUCUUGUGGGACCUGUGGAAAAAGUUUCCGGAGAAAAAUUGACUUGGUUAGGCACAUCAGAGUUCACACAGGUGAGAAGCCUUUCUCUUGUGGGACCUGUGGAAAAAGUUUCACUCUUAAAAUAAAUUUAAAUCUUCACAUGAAAAUUCACACCGAGAAGCCUUUCUCAUGUGGAACCUGCAGAAAAAGUUUCACUCAAAAAAGAAAUUUAACUACUCACAUGAGAUUUCACACGGGUGAGGGGACUAUGUCUUGUGGCACCUGUGGAAGACAGUGCUUGUGUAAAUCUAAGUUAGUUGAGCACAUGAGAACUCACACAGGUGAGAAACCUUUCUCAUGUGGGACCUGUGGAAAAAGUUUCUCUAGUAAACACAGUUUAAAUCUUCACAUGAGAACUCACACUGAUGAGAAGCCUUUUUCAUGCAAGAUCUGUGGGAACAUUUUCACUUAUAAAAAUAGCUUAACUGCUCACAUGAGAAUUCACUCAGUUUCAAGCUGUUCUCAUGUGGGACCUAUGGAAAAUGCUUAGUUUUCAGAUCUGUUUUACUUCAUCACAUGAGGUAAUGUCAUGUGAUGAAGUAAUGUGCAAUCUGUGGAAAAAGUUUUGCUCAAAAAUACUAUUUAACUUCUCACAUCAGAAUUCACACAUGUGAGAAGUAGCGGGUGUACUGAUUUAUCAGCCAGCCGAUUAAUCCAUGUUUAUUUCCUUAAUUUUGGGACAUCAGCUGAUUCUUGCAUGUGAAGCUGGUCUGAUCCCCCAAUUUUAUUGACCUCAGCCACUGCUCUCUUCUGCUCUCCGUUGAGAGGUGUGACUAUUGGAGCGCCCCAAAA